Molecule: messenger RNA, 540 nt
Organism: Microthlaspi erraticum
Lineage: Eukaryota; Viridiplantae; Streptophyta; Magnoliopsida; Brassicales; Brassicaceae
Source: the annotation of a GenBank genome assembly
AUGAUCCCGGCGGAAAUCACCGGUUACUAUCAAUAUCUAUCGCCGGAAAACUUAGCAACAAUCCCGGCCGAGUUUAACAUAAUAAACAUGCCCUCAUCUCCAACAUCUUCCUCUUCCUUAAACUACCUAAACGAUCUCAUCAACAGCAACAACAACUAUUCCUCAUCAUCCAACGGCCAGGAUUUCAUGAUGAGCAACAACUCAGCUUCCGACGAAGAUCAUCAUCAUCAGAGCAUCAUCGUACUCGACGAGAGGAAACAGAGGAGGAUGCUUUCAAACAGAGAAUCUGCGAGGAGGUCGAGGAUGAGGAAACAGAGACAUCUCGACGAACUCUGGUCUCAGGUAAUGAGGCUACGUAACGAGAACAACUGUCUUAUCGAUAAGCUAAACCGCGUAUCGGAAACUCAAGAUUGCGUAUUGAAGGAGAACUCUAAACUCAAAGAAGAAGCCUCUGAUCUCCGACAGCUUGUUUUUGAACUGAAAUCUAACAAGAACAACAACAACAACAACAGUUUUCUGAAAGAGUUCGAAGAUAUUUAG